Molecule: messenger RNA, 15135 nt
Organism: Xyrichtys novacula (pearly razorfish)
Lineage: Eukaryota; Metazoa; Chordata; Actinopteri; Labriformes; Labridae
Source: the annotation of a GenBank genome assembly
GGCUGUACCGUGCUAAACAACGAAGAAGAAGCAGCAGCUCAGGCUCUGCAGCUGCAGCAGAAGAAGAUCGCCUCCAUUUGUCAUCAUUUCGUUGCAGCUAUCGGCGGCCUGUACGACUAACCUCUGCGAUAUCAACUCCGAGAAACAGGCGAGCAAGGUAGGCUCCAGAGAAACAAUAUUUAAGCGGUGAUUGUGAAAUAAGAUGACAGCUAAGUUCGUCGUUGUUCAAAAGAAGAGGCGCAUCCGCGGACAAACCAGAAACCCGGCUUUUAGCACUAAUGCUAACCGCGUUAGCUUGCCCGCAGCGUCACCGUCUGAAUGGUUUAGCGCUUAGCUGACGUCUGUUAAAAGAGUAUUUAGUUUGCAAAGUUAUCACGUUGACGAAUGGUUGUGUCCUGUAGAUAUUUAGUCACUGCACUUUAGGUGAAUUAGGCGUUAGCCCUUCUUUGUGGUGUGGCGUAGAUGUUAAGGCCUGGUGAUGGCUAUAAUUAGCGGCAACUGCUGACUGCGGGCCAGCUUUACCGAUCUCGCACACCCAGAGAGAGAGGGAGAGAGACUGUCCUCGGGGACUGACCAAUGUUCCCAGCUUUAACUUUGAUUUUUAAUGCACCGGAAUAACAGACAUGUCUUAUCCUUAAUAGUAGGAAAGAGCUUCAGAUUAGGCUUGUGGUGUCAAAGUCUGUGAUCAGCGUAAAGCGUGUUGUACACUACAUAUUAAACAAACACCGAGGCUAUCCAAGUACAACAGCUCCAACACCAACCCUACCUCCAAAUUUUCUGGUUUUGUUCAUGAUCAGACAGAUACUAUUUCUUACUGAGGACACUGAAAUGUGUUCCUUAUAUUUUGCCCACUUCAUUAGCAAACACGAGGAGAGAAAUCAGAUGGAGGAUCUCUCAUUAUAAUGCACUCCAGUUCACCACCAACACCCUCUACAUUUUGAAUAAGAAUAACAGUGAUUACCGGACUGAUUGUGUCAGCGAAACUAAAAAUUUUCAAGUAUCACAAAAGUAGAAUUUAUGGUUUGGGUGUUGUUAGGGCUGGGCGAUAUUGGAAAAAGUUUAUCAUGAUAUUUUUUUUCAUGUCAGUUUAUGUCGAUAUAUAUCAUGAUAUUAAAAAAUCACUUGUCAAUCUUAAAUCUUCCCUGUUAAGGUCCUUACACACCGGGGCCAACGCGAACGUAGAACGUGAAAUUAUGAAAUAUUCGGAGGCGAAUUUUGACGCGCCUGACUAUACACAUCAAGCUCGAUGCGAUUUUGCUACUUUCCGGGGGCAAAAAAGACACAUCCCAGGUGGAAGCAAGAAGACUGACACAACAGCAGACUGAGUGUUUUUCAGUUCUGAUUAGACACUAGUGUUGAGAUGGCUGUCUGUCAUGAUAGCAUGUACUGAGUCGGGGCCAGUACCAGAUAAGCACAUUAAACUAUAAUCCAUAAACAUAAGGUAACAACUGAGACCUAAUGGUGCUGUGACAGCAACGCGAUUGAGUUUGAGACAGUGAAAAUAUUUAUGGUAUGUUGUAUCUGUACAGAUUAGUUAACAAGCUAAAGUUACUUAGUACAGAUGAAAGUUAAAACAAGGACGUUUAGCAAACUGUUAAAAGACACAAACUAUCAUCAUAUGAGAAAGCCGAUGCCAUGACUCUCCACAAGUUGUCCUUCAGGUUAUCUUUGUAAUGUUUGUGUCUUUUAUCAAAAAGCACUCUGUUCUCCAACACAUAAACAAUUAGCCGGUAGGCCAUGUUGGAUAUACCGGUGAAUCAGACGUCGCAACAACACGCAAUCUGAUUGUAAUCCGGUGUGAAAGGACCUUUACUCCUACAAGGAAUUUAACAGUGUUUAUUGGUAGCAUGUCUUUUGCAAUACAUUAAGUUACUGCAUCUGUGAGGUCUUUUUGUCUCUUUGACGUUUUGUUGUCAGGCGCUGCGCUAGAGAAAGUAAAAUGGUCGGCUGUUUUGUCUGCAUAGGCGCCACCCCUUGCUCCGGUCGGUGUUCGUAACCUUUUGCAUUGCACGUGCUCUGCCGCGUGGCACCUCUUCAGUUGGUGAAAAAGAUUGGAAGUAUUCCCCAACUUUGCGAGACUUGAUAAAAUUUGCAGCACACAUUACUCUGCUUUAUGUCCGACCUCAAAAAAACAAAAUACCCCCACACCACUGAUGUUUUCAUGCUUCAUUUGUUGAGCUUUCAUCUGCAUUUCUGCUGGGGGUAGCACUCAUUUUAUUUUUUUCUCACCGACAGUGCUGUCGGCUUCACAUGUUAAAGUGCUAUGAUUGCAUUUAGCUGCAGCCUGCUACUACACAGUUGUUUGCUACUUGGUUCUAAUUCAGCACAUGAUAGGUUCAGCGCAGUGCGGACCCGGAGCAACUCCCCUUUUCACUGGCUAUUGGUAUAGUCUACCAAAACAUGGCAGAAUGCUGACUAUCAAAAAGCAUAUUGGCCAUGUCUUAUAUCAAUAUCAAGGGAAAUGAAUUUUCGAUAACGGCGUCAUGUUAUCGCCCAGCCAUAGUUGUUGUAUUGGAUUGUAUUGGAUGGUUCAUGUGUUUCAAAAGUUAUGGCUGAUAACUUUACAAAAUAAAAAGUAGUGGAUUCAUGCCUCCUCAUAAAAUUAUGCAAAUGUUUUCAGAUAAGACACUAUCUGUGAACAUGUGGGAAGGACGAGGACCCAGGCAAGGACCUCGUGGAGGAAUGCCCUUCCGGUAAACAAGCAUCAUUCAUCUGUGGCCAUUCAUUUUAGGACCCACUUCAGCGUAAAACAAAACAACAGCUCUAGUUAUUUGUGUACCUGCACUUGUGUGUACCUGCACGUGUGACCACCUGUGAUUUUGUUUGCAAAGGAGUGCACUAUGGUUGAAAAUGUGAUGUAAUGUAGAUAUCAGGAUUUAGUUUCAUCACCCUAACGGUGUUUUCCAAAAUUUGCUCAUCAGUGUGUCUUUCUUGCAAAACUGUACACUGAUACAUUAGUCUUCUUUUUUUCAGAGGUGAUCAUCGUGGAGAAAUGUUUGGUGGCAGAGACCGCCCCAUGCCUGAUUUCCACGGUAGGGAUGGUAUGAACAGGGGUCCCAUGGGUAAUAUGGGCCCAAGACAUGUAGAUCUUCCGCCCAUGGAUAUAAGGAGAAUGGAUGGGCCACCAAUGAGGGGGCGCAAUAUGGAUCCUCAUAACAUGGAUCCUCGAGAGAUGGAUCCUCGUGAUAUGCGAGGCAGAGAGCCACACCAGGAUUUUUUCAGACCUGGAGAAGAGCCAGACUUCAGUCUUCGUAGGCACUAUGAAGUUUCUAUCAGAGACAAGCUGUUGAAUUCUGCUGGUUAUCCUGGUCCAGGCAGGAACUCAGCCGACGUGGGAGGAAGAGGAAUGCCACCACUGGAACACAACAACAGAUACAUGGAUAUGAGAGACAGAGACUCAUGUCAUAUGCCUCAGUUUGAUAAUCCUAACAUGGAUGGCAGAAGAGGGUUUCCAAUGGAGCGAAAUGAUGGCUUCAGAGACAUGCGGGACAGACAUCCAGUUGGGAUUGGUGACGAUGAACGCUACGACAUGGACUUGCCCCCACAUGAAAGGAGAAUGAUGGACACUGAUAGAAGGGGAGGGCCCCCUUUCAAUCCGAGAGGUGGAUUUGAUUCGGAUAUGGAUUUUAGAAGUCGUCAUGGGCCAUCAGCCGAAUUUAGGGGUAGGGAUCGCUCUCCCAUAAGAUAUGGAAACAAUGAUGUUCCUCCAGGGGACAGGGGACGAUCAGAGAUGCCCUUAGAUGCUGCUGGCCCUCAAAGAUCAGAUUUUAUGGGAGCUGAAGAUUCGCUGAGAGAGAGAGAAUAUCGAGAAUCAAGUGAUAGUCCCCUGAUGGAUUAUCGGAGUGGAGAAGAAAUGACUCUUGCCGAAGAAUGGAAGAACCGUAGAAAGGACAAGAACCCUUACUUGAAGAUGGAUAGAGGUUUAGGUGGUAUGCCUGAGCCCAGCUUCCAUGUUGGUUUUGGAAGAGACUCCAAUGUACGAGAUCCACCACCAUUUCAGGAACGAGACAGACCCCCUGUGGACUUCCAAGGGAAAGACAUUGGCUUCCCUCACGGAGAACCCUUUCCUGUGAUGGAUUUACCACCAAUUGGCAGUAAACCUCCACUGGACCGUCCACUUCCAGACAUAAGUCCCCUUUCUGGACCUGUUGGGAGAGAAAAUGAGAGCAAACAUUGGCUUGGAGAAAGGGACCCCAAACAAAAUCAGAACAAGUCAGGUCGCAAUUCAAGGCCUCCUUACCAUAAAGAGAAUAACAAGGUCUCGCAUGAUAUCCAGACGCCGGGUGAUUGUUUUAAAGGACUCAAAGAUGUCCCACUUGGUCAAGAGCCAGUCAGAGGAAAAGUGGGGCCAGAAUGUGACAUCCAAAGCAGCAGUACUGUACAGUCAAGAGACCAGGACUACAGGGACAUAGAUUACAGAACAGGGUCUGGAAGAGCUUUUGAUUACAAUCACGAGGAGCUUCAAACAUCAGAAAAACUCCUCAAAGAACCCGAACCUAUCGCACUUUCUAAAGUUAGCGAGUCUGGCUCUCAGGUAGGUGUACAUUUAUCAUGUAGCUAAUGAUUACUUGUUAAGUUAAUCACUGGUUGUUUUGUUUUAUUGUGUGAUAACAAGAGUUUUGACGAAUUGUCUCUGAAAGGAUCAAGAUUACAGGAAUGCAUCACUGGAGGACAAAGUUUCCAAUACUAUAUCCAUAAUUGGUAUCCCAAAAACUGCCACAAUGGAGCAGGUAAUUAACAAAAACACCUUUUUGCAUAUUCAUUUGUGAAUGGAUGGGGGUAGAUUAUGCAACUUAUUUGUUGAUUAUCCUGCAGAUUCUUGGUGCCUUUGCAGUCCGUGAUGGUGUGCCAAUGCAGGGAAUGAAGAUCAAAAAUGUGGUGCCAGGUAGGAAUAACCCGUCUUUGUGAAACACUUUGGGGCGAUCGCAAACAUGUCCCUCGACAUUUCGCUUCCAUGAUAUUCGAAAACUCUGCAAUCUUUCUUUCAACGUUCUUGGUUGCUUCUGUUGUUGGUUGUGUGUGCGAAUUCGCUUCGUAAAGAGGGGAAAAGGGGGGGUGUUGUUUAUCAUAUCAGUGGAUGACGGAAUCAUCGCAAGAUUUAAAGGAUUUUCCAACGAUACUUGAAAAGAGCUUUGAGAGUGAUAUUAAAUAUCAAUCACAAAAUCAGGUGAAAAGCGAGUCACGGAAUGCAUCCUUUGGUAUCACUUUUUAACGGUACUCUGAUUUAAAAAAAAAAAAUGGCUGGAAUGGAGACCACCUUGUCCCUGAUCUAAAAAAGAUGCUUUUGUAUAAAGAAAGAGAUGAUACCAAGCUGUUUAGAGAAUUUUUCCUUUUUUUAUUCUCAAAUGAUAUUGAUGUUGCUCUUAUUAAACCAUAAUGCCCUUGACUGAGCCGAUAUAUGUCGCCGGUUCUUUCAACUAAACUAGUCAAUUCUUCCGUGCUCAUGGUGCACACUGUACACUCGUUCACUACAGCUGGGUUUGAGUAUCUGUCAGUCAAGGCUUGGCUUUAUGAGAGCCUGUCCUGGGAAAACUGUCUGAUCUGAUUUGAGAUCAGCCGUAGACAAGCAAAAACAAAACAUGUCUUUUCCUGAAAGGUAUGUGUGUGUUCUUACAGGUGUAAAAAAUCCGCCCACAUUGAUCUCGAUGUAUUCACAAACUGCUGUGUUUCAAUGUUUUUAGUCGGUGACUGUCAUUGCUGGCAUUGACUAACAAAGAUCCAUCUGUAUUUCAAAUGCUGUCCCCAGGUUACAGCUACGAUACGGCCUAUGUGGAGUUUUUAAACCUCGAGGAUGCAGUCCACUUCAUGGAGUCCAACAAGGUGGCCCAUCCUCGUCACUCUACGACGGCCGUCACUCCCAUCAGGAUUAUAAGGGGUUGCGAGGGCAUUUAGUAAAUGGGGUGGGAGAGAACCUUAGAAGGGGUUGCUUGUAGUUUAAUUAAACUUAUUAAGGUUAAGGAGAGAGUAUGUCAGUUUCUGACUUAGGAAAUGCACUUUUUUACAUCUCAUUUACCCUAAUUUCACAUAAAUUACCAACACUUGUCCAAUCACCCAUAAUGGUAAUGAAGUUUACAUCUAAAUAUCAAGAAAAAAGUGAUAGGGUUUAAUAAUUUUGAUUUAAGAAAUUCUCUCCAAGAGCUAACUUGUAUUUUUAGUCCUCCAUUUUUUAAAAUUUAGACCCUGUAUUAUCAAAACCUUCUCAGGUGUUUGGGGGAAAGAAACGUGUCGCAUGUUUUUAUUGUUCUGUUACCCUAAGGAGACAAUCAAGGCACUCUGUUUAGCCACCUUUUCACGAGUUGUGACCUAGCCUUUGCAAGAAAGGAGAAUCGAAUGAAACACGACCAUUAGCAUCACUUGAGCAUUCAGGUUCUAUGAAAUACUGGUUUUCUCUUUGUUAGAAGUGACCGAGAAGAAAGUUUAUGUGGUAAAGAGAGAACAGAGAACCUUUUCCGAAAACCCGAUCCACACUCAGGCUAAAAACAGCCCUGCGUAGACAUGACGGGGGCUGAUUGCCGGAGAGGUGGGCUGUGCCGGCAAGGAGACACAUUAGAAGAUAUUAUAACAGAGCUAGAAAAAUUACAACAUUAGAUCAAAAGUAAUGGAUGAACUGCUGAAGCGCCUUGCUGGGUGUUUUUGCAAAAGUUGAGUCGUGUUCAACUUUUGAGGGAUGACCUUUUACGUUAUGCUGGAGUCAAGAGCAAAGAAGAACUCUGCCAGACUAGCCUAAUUCAAAUGAGUGUGAUGUUACUGAGCUUCAAUCUGUCUUUUCACUCUGGUUUGGUUGGUCAGUAUCACUUUUGGUAGCUCACUGGGUGCAAAAGACUAAAGGGCAAUUCAUGAGCAACCUCUGCCGAGACCAAUCGUCAUGCUUGUCUGUGAGUCAGAAUUGCUAUUGUUUGGCCUCUGGUGUUACAUCUUGGUUUGUUUGCUGGCUUGAAAGGUGGAGAAAACUCAACUUUGGUGGGUGCUUUGUAGCAGACAGUUGAAUGAAUAUUACCUUCCAUGAAGGUGGGUGGGUUUCUUUGGAUAAUUCCAGUGGGCUUUCUCAGUGUUGGUGAUUAGUGGUGUUCAGAUGAUCUGUUUGUUGAUCCACCACUUUGUUGAAAACAUGUAGUUCACUCUUAAAUUAAUACCUUUUUGUUUUGGCACAGAUAACCAGAGCUUUCAGUCGAUGAAGCCUUCUGCUUUUGUCACCCUGACUGGUCUUGCAUUAGAAGGAAGUUGGCAGCUUCAUAUGUAACUGAAAUGUCUCAGUAACUAUGCAGCGGUUCAUAUUUGCAGCGUGCAGAUGACUUUUCCUCUAGAAUCACCCAUAGGUCAGAAUUUUUAUCUCCACAGGACACCUAGUAGAUUUAUUGGUGCAGAUAUCCAGGGAACCCAAUGGAUGAUCACUACGAACUUCACAAUGGCUUUUCCUUUCCUUAUGAGUCCCUGACAGUGAAAUGUUUUAACAGUUAUUGAAUGGACCGAGCUCUUCAUCAAAUGCCAUCACUUUAAAUUUUUUUUCUAUUUUUGUUUAUUUUAAAAUUCUGAGCCUCAGCCUGCAGACGGAGUGCGUACAAACUUAGUCUUUUUGAUUUUCAGUUUCUUUUACAGUUAUUCUUGUGGCAAACUCUUCUACCCUCACACUUGUGAUCAUCUGCAGCUUUCCAGAGGAGUCCAUAUCAGCUUGUUCUUUUUCUCUUGAACUCUUCAGUGCUCAAAGGUUUUUUCCUUCCACUUUGACUUGCUCGGAGCAAUUUGACAUGAGGACGAAGUCUUGGAUAUUGGCCGGUAUUGUUGUGCUUAUAAGUUCCUUUUAAAAAAAAAAAACAUGGAAUCACUCCUUGUUUUUUGAAUCAUUUGAUGAUGAAGUGGGAAGUGCGUAGCCGCGUGUUGGUUGGCUUUGCUUUUUCAAUUCAGAGCUUUUACUUUACUUUUACUUCCUAUCGUUGAUCUGCAGUGUUUGAAAGCUGCGGAUCAAAAGGUUGAUGACAAUGAGUUGAAAGUUGCCCAGUCAGUAAUUGCAACAUACAGAAGCUGUUACGGGGAUAAAGACAAAGUUUUGGGGGUGGUAUUUUAUGGUACGAUUUCUGAAGGUACUUGGGAGGUACUUCAGUUUGAUUUCAGCUAAGGUAUGGAUCUGCAACAUGAAGCUACUUUAAGGUGCCUAUUGAAGGAGCUUAUUUCUCCUACUUAAGGAGUGGUGCAGCAACCGAGGCAUCUACGAUGGGAUUAUUUGUACACCCUACCUGUUUAUUCUACACUGGAGUGUCUGGUUUUCGUUUGGACGGCUAUAAGCAACAACUUAAACACUUUGUUGUACUCGCUUAGUAGUGAAGACCUUUUGCUGCUUUCUCUCUAUUCUGAGAUGGUAAACUUGAUGUCGUUUGGUUUUCCUCAGACAAAAAAAUUAAACCUACUUAGGAAUUUCGUAAUAUUGGUGGAUAUUUUUCAUUGUUUGGAAAAGUAUCCACCACUGCUUAAGAGAAUGAGGAAAAUUGACCAAACCAAGCAUCACAAAAUGACUUCCUAGAAUAGUAAUCAGAUCAGCUGUUACAGGUGUCAUUGUAAGCAACAACCCUAAUUUCUAUUCACUUUACAUUAUUCUUAGUGGUAUUGGGGCAAGUGAGCUGUGUAGCGCAUAGUCGUGGACUAGGCUUUGCACACCAUCAAAAGUGUUUGCCCAUUUUAUCCUCAGCAGUAAAGAGGAUGGCUAAACCUGCCACAGUGCAUGUUGGGUGUCAUUUGCUUUACUUACUAGAUAUGAGUCAACAAUGAGACGACUCUAAUCGGUCAACUGUGCUGUUCUUUCAGGGAUCUCUAAAGGUUGGCACUAGAACAUCAUCCAUGAAGUAUGUCCAUCCAGAUGAGCUUGAUAGAAGUGUUCAUGUAAGUCGUUUUCUACAAACCAAAUCCCCCCAAAAAUCUGUUUCACCAACAUUUCCAACAGCUUCCUAACGGUUUCGACCCUCUUGUGUCUGAACUAGGAGUCUGAUCACAAAGUACCUCAACAUCCGCCACCCCCCUUGCCCAGACAAGAUGAACCUUCAGAAGGGAUCAGCUUGGAUGGGUCUACGCCUAAAGGCCCUGUGGAGCCUUUGUCCAACAGCCAGUGGCAGCGCAGCUCUGACCUGACUCCAGAGGCCUGGCAGCAGCAGGUGGACCAACAGCUCCAACAGGAAGAAAGCGAGCAGCAGACAGAGUCUUGGGGCAACCGCAACCCUGCUUCUGAAACUUCACCUAAAUCAAAAUCCGUCUUUAAAGACAGCAAAAGUAUGUUUACCUUCAGGACCUUGACCUUAAACAAACUCUGUUGACAUGUUUUCCUGAUGGUAAACAUGUUUCCUUUGUGUCACACUGCAGCCAUGAUCAUCAAAAAUGUGAAGCCUACCACCACAGUAGAGACCAUCCUGAAAGCCUUGGAUCCCUUUGCAUACCUGGAUGAAAGAAAUGUCCGCUUGGUGAAGGCCAAACAGCCAGGAGGGAGGUGCUUCUGCUUCGUGGACAUGGACUCCCAUGAGGUACCUGUAGAGAAACACGACUAGAGCAGGGUCUGUGAUGCCUCUCUGUACCCUUAUAAAACCCUGCUCUUACCAUUUGUCUUUCAUUGCAGCAAGUGAAACGUCUCGUCGAGCUCCUCACUAAACCCAGGCCCCUCUACAUUGACGGAGUUCGAGUAUUUGCUGAGGUUGCCAGACCCCUGAAGAAUCAAAAGUAAGUCGAGGAGUUUCCCAUUCGCGACUCGUGUUGGAGACGUCUUAAUAGAUUUGAUGUUUUGAUUCUGAUGAUAUUUUUUCUGUAACAGAAAAGAGUUUGACAGACAGAACAGUUCCAUCCUUGGUCAACCACCUGAGGCCAGCAUUAUGGGGGUAUGCUGAUUUCUUGUUACAAAAUCAGGAAGAGAAGAAGAUGGUCUGAGUUUUUAGGUGACAUGAUUUCUUUUUCUCCGGAUAUUUCAGCAGCAGCAGUACCCACACCCCCCACAGUUUUUGCCGCCACCCACUGGUUUCCCAACUGGUGUCCCAACUGGAAUGCAAGGUAAGACUUGCUGAGGAAAGAGAGUCUUUUAUCACUACUGAGCAUGACUGAAAACCUGUAUUUACGAGACACAUCUCUUUGACCAGGUGAUUUGAUGACUCGUAGCGCUAUACCUGAUCUGGCGUCAGACCUAAGCAUAGGACAGGUAGGUUAAAAGACAAAGAGCUAAGCUGUGGAAAUUUUUCCCAAGAAGCAAAGUAGUGAACUUAUCAUCUCCUCUAACACUUCCUAGGGCCUUGCCUACGGUGAGGCUCCAGUUAUGGAUCCCUCGUAUCAGGCUGGUGUCCCCCCUGUUGUCCCAGAAUCAGCUGGAAUGAUGGUCCCUGUAGAUGGAUCACAGACCUAUGUUUAUGGUAAGAGACAAAUCACUUAUGUGAAAAUAUCACUUGGAUUUAGGACUGGGCGAUUAGGCAAAAAAGUUAUCACAAUAUAUUUUGUCAUAUUGUCUAAUCUGAAAGUAGAGAUUAGUUCAACAUUUUAUUAACAUACAAAGUAAAUUGAAUAAGAAACUUAGAAAACUUUGGAGAUACCCAAACCACCGUCCCACAACCGAAUAACUUUUCUUCUCAUCAUGGCAUCUUUGGAGGAUGACUUAAAGUCAUGACUGACAUCUAUUUUGCUGCCCUCAGCUCCGUGCUUAGCUCCAGCUAUUUGUGAAGUGAGCAGAAAAAGCUCAACUGAUUGGCUGUUGUCAUGCAUAUUUCCGCAACGUUUGAUUGAGUAAAUAUGCUCCCAGCUGAUCACCGUGAUCGAACUGAAAUUUAAGACGAUCAUUAAUCACGAUCAUAUAAUUGCCCAGUCCUACUUUGAAUAUUCCCUACUAGUAUCCUGCUACAGUUUUUGCAAUAAACACGAGAUACAUGUAUCCUAAAGAAAAGGAUAAAUGCUCAAUUAGGACCACCAUCCCACCCCAGCAUAUACUACAUCCUUCCAUUGACCUUCCAAAUGGCCCCUAGUGACACAAUCAAAACAACACUGACACCUUACGAGGACCCAGGCUCUGUGUUUACAGGCUUCAGGUAUUGAUGACACUAACACUUCCCAUUAUAUAUCCUUUAAUGAGAAGAGAGCAUGCGUGUCACUGGGGUUAUCAAGUGGGCGUCUCCCUUUUAGACACGUCAGGGAUUCUUAACGGUUUGCUCUGGCAUCCUGGAGCAACCUUCCUUAUGUUCGUCCUCACAGACUAAUACACUGGCAUGCUAAGAAAAAAGGAAAAGGAAAAACCAAAAUGGAGAGCAGAGUCUGUAGGGAGAUGCUUCAAAGGAGGCAGGGAAAACAGUGCCAGGCACAAGAUCUGGAAAUCUGUCGCUAAAAAAGAACAACCCAUGAAUAAUAUACAGUUUGCAAACACUGACGGCUGCUAGAAAGAACAGUUGUAUUACACUCCCUGCAGCCUUUUCUCAGAUGAAACUUCUUGGUGUAACAAAGCUUUGUUUGAACCUUGGACUGAUGAUAUUUUUUCAAAAUUUUCCAGGCUCUGAGACUCCAGACAUGACCAACUACUUGUAUGAUUCUACAUCAGGCUUCUACUACGACCCUGAGACGACACUGUACUACGACCCUGGCUCGAGGGUGAGAAUACAAGCCCAAGAGUGGGCAACAGCUGCCUGUUUGAAACACUGGAGUAGUUUUGUGGUUUAAAAUUUUAUUUCAUCCCAUAGUGAGUAAUCCAUCAGAGGAAAUCAAGACUUUGCAGUUAAACAUUCACCAGGACAGAAGUCUGUCAAAACUAAACCAAAUCAAGUCACUGUGAAAAAGAUAGAGGAGGUGAUUUGAUUGUUUCUAAAGCGAGUCAACAUGUCACCUUUUUAAUCUGUUUCCUGUGUUUAGUACUUCUACAAUGCUCAAACCCAAGAGUACUUGUACUGGGAUGCCAUGUCAAAGACCUACAUCCCAGUUCCAGGAGGGACUCCAUCAGAGACUCAAUCUCUGCCCAUGACAGCUGAAGACCAGGCCAUUCUCUCCAACCCAGCAGCAGACGCUCCUCUGGAAAUGAAGAAGGCAGCCGCUCCCCCUCCCCCAAUUGCAAUCCCGGUAUCAGUUCCUGCGUCGCCUACCAUGGCUGCUGCCGCUCCUCCUGCUGCUGUCCCCGUUUCCGAGGCCGUCACUCUCACACCGUCUUCAGAGAAAAAAGAGGAGGAGGAACUUCCCAGAAAGGACAAAGAGAAGGACGAGAAGCCCAGAAGUCUUGCUGCUGUCAAGGUAGAGCUGCAGUUACACACACUCUGUGUUAAACACAGAUCUUUAAAGGGGAGAGGGUGAAGGAAUGAGUUGCUGUUUUGCAGAUCAUGAAAGAUAUGGAGCGCUGGGCGAAGAUCCAGAACCGUCAGAAGGACAGUGUCCGUGCAGCGUCACCGGUGCUGAAAAGCGGAGUCGACGAUGACAGGAGGCAAUCCAAGUCUGCUGACGCUGGGUUUGCUAUCUUUGAGAGAAAGGUUAGUGUGCGACCUCAUACGGCCUCACACCUAUUCUGCACAUGUACUUUCUGAAAGUGGAUGUAAAUGGAACUUUAUCUCACCCUCCGCUCUCCUUAGAUCUCAGGUGGAGAAGAUCUGUUCAAGAAGCCACUUGCUCCUCCCAAGAAAGAUGAAAAGUCAAAGGUAAACGUCCCUCUGUUUAUCGAAGUCUGAGAGCAUGACACUGACACUUCAUCUGCUCUACUUAAAGGUUCAUUUCAGAAACGAAAUGUUGCAGUUAGAUCAAUUCUUUGGCUGACUGAAGUAGGGAUGUUCCGAUACGAUAUUGAUCGCGGAUAUCGGCCCGAUAUCCGAUACUGAUUGCGGAUUUCAGCCAGAUAUUCGAUGCUGAUCGUGGGUAUUGGUCCGAUAUCAGCAAAAAGACAAAUAUCGGAUUAUACCGACCUACAUCUAAAAUCGCCAAUAUCAGCACUCCGAUACAAGCAGUCCAUUCCAGACUCUGCUCCCGCGCCUCUAUCUAGCAGCAUCCCGGUCUAGCAUGCAGAGCCCACAUGAUCGCAACAACAGUGUGUGCUAAGCUAACAAAGUAGCAAGGAGUAAGAAUGAUGUUGGCCCGUGUGGCAGUAUUUUCUUGUUUGAGUCCAAAAAAAGACAUCGCAGCUGAGUGCAAAACUUGUCACACACAAGUUUAUGCUAACACCGGAUCAAUAUCGGUGUUGGCCAGUACUGAAAGCUACAAUAUCAGUAUCAUAUCAGAUGUAAAAAAAAGUUGUAUCAGGGCACAAGGGCUGUAAUCAGCCAAAGAAACUCUUAGUUGACUAACCUGAAAUUUUCAACCAAAAAUCGACUAAUUGGGGGAAGGGUCUUCCGACUCUGAUGGCAAACCCCUCAGCAGUGGGGGACGAUACAAUAUUAUAUUAAAAUAUUAUAUUUAUAAUUAAGGUGGACGCUCUCCAAUCUUCCCGUCUCUAGUUGCUCUCCAGUUGGUUGGGCAAAUCCAAAAUAUUGAAAACAAGGGGGGUGUUCUGAGACUGGCUGUUACCUGUAAAAUGGGGGCGCUCCGAAAACACCCCCAUCAGUAUUAGGUACGUUUCUCUUGAUGAAAUUAACCGUAGACUUUAAAUUGACGCAGAAAAAAAAUGGAGUCGGCCAAUCAAAAUUUUAGUCGACUCAGCACGGAUCAACCAAUAAGUCGACCAGUUGACUAGGACUUUACAGCCCUACAGGACACUCCUAGACUGAAGCUGGAAAUGAUCAAUAAAUAGUUUUGUGUUUGCUUUCUUGUUCGGUUUUUCUCUUCAGCGCCCAAUGGGUUCACUGGGUAUGCUGGCGUCUGACUAUGCAGCUGGAAGUGACGAAGAGGUGGAAGAGGAUAAAGAGGAUGCCACUAAAAGCAGCCAGGGAGGCCAGCCUGAAGACAAGGACAGCAAACUUACAGACUGGAAGAAGAUGGCGUGCCUGCUUUGUCGAAGGCAGUUUCCCAACAAGGAUGCUCUGAUCCGCCACCAGCAGCUUUCAGACCUGCACAAGGUACUCAAGAUUGUAAAGACACAGCUGGUUGGUGUCUAUUAAAGCCAGACAUUAUAAGGGUAUGAAAGAGUUUGUCUUGAAUCACCUCUCUAAUUUCUCCACAGCAAAAUAUGGAGAUCCACCUUAAGAUCAAGAGGUCAAAGAAGGAGCUGGAAGCGUUGGAGAACCAGGAAAAAGAAGUAAGGGGGGAAUUUUGUGCUGCUUGUGUAGCUUAUACGAACUCUUGUCACAGUUGAUCACUAAAGGAUUAAUUGGUCCCUCACAGCUAAAUGCCAGGGAAGGUACCAGAUCCCCAGAGCCGAAAAGGAAAAAACACCAUCACCAACAACAACAGCAGCAGCAGCAGCAUCAUAACACUUGGGCUGGAAGCUCCAGGUAAGUUUUCUUGAGUUCACUUUGUUCAGAUUAAAACAAAUAAUUCAAGUGGAUUUCUUUAUGAAAUUUGUCUCUUGUUUUUUCUUUAUUCUCAGGGACAGCAAAGUCAGUGAGAGACCCGGUUUAGGAGCUGAACCUGCCCCAGUAAGUGUUUAGUUUGCUUGACAGGCAAAUUAUCAGUCAAAAAAAAACUUCCCAUAGGUUUAUUUAUUUAUUUUAAUUUUGUGUCGUUCUUUUGUCUUUAGCAGAGGAAAAAGAAAGAGCCAGUAGUUUGGGACCAUGCUACCUACAAACAAGCAGUUCGGAAGGCCAUGUUCGCACGCUUCAAGGAACUGGAGUGAUCACAUCUGAACACGUCUUGACUUUGAUAUGUGAACUCUUUAUAUGACAUGCUUUCCCCCUUUGGAUCAAGAAAUUUCUCCACACUGGCUUGACCGUUUCUAUGAACAUUAUGACACUACAAAGCCACAGAGAUCUACACUGAAGAGAUCCGGUCCAUGAUUACCGUCACAAGGCCACACUGGGGCGUCAAGUCCUGGAUGAAGCGUUAAUUUACAUCUUCAAGAAUGAAUGCUGUACAGAAAUAAUUAUUUCAUGCUAUUUGUGAACUUUUCACCCAUGAUCUUUGUAAAGUUGUGAAAUUUGUCCAGUUUUUCUUUUUUUUUUUAAGUCCACAGGUUCACAGUCCAGGAGAGUUUUACUGUAAAAGAAAACAUUUUUUUACAUUUUCAUUUUCAUGGGUGAAUUGCUAAUACAUGUUUACUUUUUUUAAAGGUGAAAAUGAUUAACCAAA